ACCACCAAACUCGUCUACUCCAAAGACUGCGCCAGCUUCACACCAACGUGUCGGCGAGGUUCUGGCUGUCGGACUGUCCCCGGACGGCCGAGGCCGUGUCGUUCGCCAACCUGCUGUACCGCGAGCUGUCGGCCGUGCCCUACAUGGCCAAGUUUGUGGUGUUCGCCAAGAUGAACGAGGUGCGUGAGGGCCGCCUGCGAUGCUACUGCAUGACGGACGACAAGAUGGACAAGACCCUGGAGCAGCACGAGAACUUCACAGAGGUGGCCCGCAGCCGAGAUAUCGAGGUGAUGGAGGGCAUGCCGCUGCACCUGGAGUGUUCAGGGAACCUGGUUCCUGUGAGGAAGGCUACCCAGCAGCCUCGCUGCUUCAGCUUCCAGGCCUUCAAAGACAACAGGCUCCCCGUCUCUGUCAAGGUGAGAGACAGCAGUAAGGAGCCGGCUGGUUUCCUCUCCUUCCUGAGAAAGACCACAAAGUAUGAAGACAGCCAGCAUGUUCUCUGCAACCUCAAUGUCACCAUGCCCCCCUGUAUCAAGACGGCGGGAAGUGAGGACCGCAGGCGAACUUUGACCCCUUUGGCCCUGAGGGAGCGAUACAGUGGCCUGACUGAACCAGCCAUGGCAUCAAUGAGCGCCAUGGAAAGGACUGAACUGAAGAUGGCUUUGAUAGCUGAGCAGUUGGGACUGAGCUGGGCUGAGCUGGCCAGAGAGCUGCAGUUCAGCGUGGACGACAUCAACAAGAUACGCGUGGAGAAUCCCAACUCCCUAUUGGAGCAGAGCUCCACCCUUCUCAACCUAUGGGCGACCCGCGAGGGCAAGAGAGCCAAGAUGGAGAGUUUGUACACAGCUCUGAAGAGCAUCGACCGCAUGGACAUCGUCAACAUGCUGGAGGGUCCGGGCCCCCCGCCCAGCGGACGGCAGGAGGCCCGGGAGCCCAGCCGACGCCGGCACAAUGAAAGGGACACCGCCUCCCCGGGCCUGACCAAUGGUCGCGUGGCAACACAUCUAGAAGGUUCUCUCAACAGCCCUGACAAGGACUCAAGACACUCCAGCUUCCGUCUGUGAUAACUGACAUGUGUCUGUGAUAACUGACAUGUGUCUGUGAUAUCUGACAUGUGUCUGUGAUAUCUGACACGUGUCUGUGAUAACUGACACGUGUCUGUGAUAUCUGACAUGUGUCUGUGAUAUCUGACAUGUGUCUGUGAUAUGUAGCAUAGAUUUUCAUAUCAGUGAGUCAUUCUCGUAGUUGAAUAAAGGUUAGAUGAAAAAUGUAUGAAUAAUAGAUAAGUGGCUUCAUUCCUGUCACAUCAAACACCCCUGUGGCUCCAAUUAAGAUCUCUUUAGUUGAAUUAAUCAAGUGAAAUGUUUUGUAAUAAUAAUGCUUUUAAUGUUAAAUUAUGGGAUUUAUUUGGCGUAGUUUCAUGUUCUGUGAUAAGAUAAGUAUGAGCAAUUGACUACAAAACCAAGUCAAUCUUGCACUGUGGUAAAGUUUAAGUACAUAACAACUCCUCAUUAUAAUAUCGGAUGUGUUAGCAUUUCAUGUCUACACAUUACAGUACAGUUACAGCAUAAAUGCAGCGUUGGGUGUAGACGUCAUUCGAGUCGGUGUCCGCAUAGAUGGAGGUUGAUGUGAAAUCCAGUGUGUUUGUGUUGGCUGUGUACCGUGUGGAUAAGUGCUGCGACACCUCCGACAUGCAUCCAGACUGGACCUGCCCUCCGGCCAGUCCUCCUGUUGGUCACCUCAGGCUUUGACACCUUUGUCUCAUGGUUUGUUCCCCAUGCAUAACCUACAUCAGAUUGACUCCAGUCUCACUCUGGGCCUGGACAGUUGUGAACAGCCCUGGUGUGGACUGGUCUGGACUGGUUUGGACUGGUCCGGGCAGGGCAGGGAGAAGGCGGCCCACCCUUGUGAGAACUGGAGCAAUGAGAGGUGAUGUAACGAUGCAUAGACCUGUGGCCAUGAGGGAGACAGCAGAGUCCGAUCACUGCUGCAGUGAAUCUGACACCUGUCUGACCGUCUGUCUGUCUGCUCUCCGCCUGUCUGUCGGACUGUCUGUCUGUCAGACUCCCAAAGGUCUGUCCUUUGAGGCUGAGUGACCAGGUGGUUAUACGCUCUUAGCAGACAAUCCCUGCAGCCAGC
Osmerus eperlanus (European smelt) is the source of this 2139-nucleotide messenger RNA. RefSeq names its product ankyrin-1-like. Gene Ontology annotation, biological process: signal transduction. NCBI's taxonomy places the organism in Eukaryota, Metazoa, Chordata, Actinopteri, Osmeriformes, Osmeridae. The coding region runs from base 144 to 1064 and encodes 306 amino acids. Gene Ontology annotation, molecular function: protein binding. The transcript has 9 exons. The record is from RefSeq and is a predicted model, not a curated record.